GCCCCUGAGAAGCCAGUUUCUAAAUCAUUCAAGGAGGUUUAGGAACAGUGAAGUCAGAAAUUGUAGGAGGUGGGGCUUCUCAGUGGGGAGGGGCGGGUCAGAGGUGACCCUUCUGAGUGUUCUUGGUAAUCUGGGGCCUCCCGAUCCCUGUACCCUUGAAAUGGCAUCCAUCUAACUUUGGGAGAUAAAUCUCAGCUUGGAGUGUGCAUGAGAAUCACCCAGCAUGCUGAGAAAAUACAGGUGUCUUGGCUUCCACGUAGAGCUUGGGAGUUUCCCACGAAGGUGGGCUAUGCUUCUAGAAAGACAGAUGCAGCCACGAGGGGUGGAGCUGUCAGAGUCUGUGUGCCAGCCGGGAGCAGAAAUCAAUGCGUGGAGCUGGUGCCUGGGAUCCAGACAACAAGGGAGGACAGGCUCCGUCCCCAGGCAAGGACUCAGCCUUGGGGGAAAUGGAGCUGGAUUGAUCCAGAAGGCCCCGCUUCAGUUCUUCAACCCUGAAGGAGUCCCUCCCCGGAAGGGCUGGGCCAGGCCCCACUUGCUUCCCAACAAGAAGAGCCCUCCUGUGCACCAACCCGCCCAAGACUGCGACCCAGCUCUCUGCCUCAGUUUCUCCCACAGCUGGGGUGGGAUGCCGGGUCUGCCGUGUGUCUCCUUGGAACUCUGGGAAGGAAAAAAUUACAUCUGGAAAUUAGACAGAAGCUGGGCCCUCCUUUGCAGCCCGCUCACCGCAGCCCUUAAGCCAAGAUGUUGCCAAGCGCGCUUCUUGCCAGGAUGGAGACUGUGCCUGGGGACUGGGGGAGGGGACUGGGACCCUUUGGGCCAGCAGCUGCCAGAGGUCCUGGAGCCCCUUGGCUGCCCUUUGAAGAGCCUAAAACUUCCCUGGAGAGAAAGGACCAGCUCUGCUGGGUGGUAGAAGAUGUGGGGGAGGGGGCCGGAUCUGUCCCCCUCAGGGGCCCUCAGGCAGCACAAUAGCCCCAGGCCGCCACUCUCUGGCUUAAGUGGUUGCCUGGGCAACA
Suricata suricatta (meerkat) is the source of this 1013-nucleotide messenger RNA. RefSeq lists its product as uncharacterized. Lineage: Eukaryota; Metazoa; Chordata; Mammalia; Carnivora; Herpestidae. The transcript has 4 exons. The record is from RefSeq and is a predicted model, not a curated record. The coding region runs from base 224 to 910 and encodes 228 amino acids.